AUGGCUGCCUCGCCCCCGAAGAUCCCUGGAACACGUCAGGACUUGCUUGAGCCAGGACUUGCAUGCCUAGUGUGCCGCCAGAAGAAAACUAAAUGCGAUGGCGUAAGGCCGACGUGUGGACGAUGCCUUAGACUUGGGAGGCCAUGCGAGUAUGCGGGAACCCCGAGGUCCAGAGUUAAAAAGCUAGAAGAAAAGAUACAGAACUUGGAGAGUGAGAUAGCUGCACUCAGAUCUAACCCAGCCCCACCUAUUCAGGAUGAGAAGGGCACUGAAGCCUACGCAAGCUCACGGAUCCCUCGGCUGGCCAUUUUGCCUCGGCUGGAGAUGGUGCAGGAGCUCUAUAACGCCGAGGCAUUCCACGUCCCCGAGACCAUACCCAUUUUCCCUAUAUCAACUCUUUUCUCCAAUAUUGCCUUCGCAUCCGCAGAAGAGCAACCAUUUCCUCACCCAGGAGAGGCUUACCCAAAAGUUAUUGCUCGAGUCGCGGUAGAACGCGCUCUAGCAAACUGGGACAUUCGGACAGAAAUGCCACACCAACUCAAAGACUAUCUUCUUCGCAUCUUCCUGGCCCAUCGUUUUCAAUUCCAUUCUGGGCCGCUUGUUGCAAGGCUGCUCGAAGGCACACGUUCUUCUACCCAUGACAGGGCCCUUCACCCCUCCCUUACGAAUUCAAUGUACCUUCUUGCUUGCCAUGUUAGUGGGAGCUCUAUGUCUUCCUAUGAAUCUUUUUUUGUAGCUCGGACGCGCGCGGAUCUGGAGACUCCACCGGCUUUCGUUGAUCGUCUUGUGGACUUCCUUGUCGCUUCGACUCUGCUUGGAAUCUACUUUACUCGCACUCGUAGGUAUCCCGAAGCCUACACGACCUUAUCUGGCGCCAUUCGAUUGGCUAUCGCUUGCGGGUUGCAACCAUUGACUGCUGCUCAGCAUCAAGGUAGCGCAGGCUCGCUGCCUCCUCCCAGAGACUAUCUCGAGAUGAUUGAACGGAGGCACGCCUGGUUCGCAUUGAACGCGGCAGAUCGCAUUCUCGCCAGAGAAUCAGGACUACCCAGCUCAUUGCCAGAGGACGGGCUUGCCGAAAUCUACAGAUCCACUUUUCAAGAUUUCCCCAUCAAUGGCCCCUUGGAAGCCUCUACUUCCGAAUGGGUCCAUCACCAAGCUGCACCCAACGCAUUUCUCAAUCCUGGCAUAUUCGAUGUCAGCAGAGAAAUCGACCAUGUCUGUCUCAGAGCCAAGAUGGAAUUGCUUUUUGAAGGCAUACGACUCUUCCGUGCGCACAAUAUGGGAAACGCUGAACCCAAAUCGGUGGGAUGCUCUAAGGUUCCAUUCUGGCAAACAUUCAACUUUCUCGAGGCAUCUCUCUUUGAAUGUCAAAAAACCAUGUCAUCAUUGAUUAAUACCCUUGACCUCGGGACUGGCGAGUACAGUGCACUUGGAUUUGGUCUCUCAAUUCCUCGAACUCGGAAUCCCGACGGAGAGAUAAUUGUUACCAGCAGACCCAACCCAGCGCUUUUUUCGGCGAAAGUGGUGAUGUACGCGGCAGUGAUUAGCUUGCAAAAUGCUUUGCUCGAGUCUCCUUAUGUCGCAGACAUAUCCGGAGAGGCAAUAACUGAGGCACGCCGAAAGGCGGUACAGGCGGCGGACGGGAUGGCCGCCUUGCUCAAGUCUGUAAUAUCUCCGUCCGCGAACAUGGCAAUCCGGGGACAAACGGAGGCCGUCUACUUUCCUAUGUCUACGGUCUACAGGGACCUCUCGCUCUUGGUGGGUAUUCUACAAAGAUCUCAACACCCAUUAUCUUUACGCCAAGCCUUCCAGCCCCAUGUCUUGGACGCCUCUGUCGUGAUGGCGCAUGAGAUCCAAAGACCCGCCCCCCACAUGCCAAUGAAGUCGAGUUUGGCAGGAGCAUCCGAUCCAUCAAUGUCAAUGGACAAUGAAGUGAAAACACUCAUUGGGAUUCUCGCUGACAACAUUCGCGCAUUAUCGGAUUUGUAG
Molecule: messenger RNA, 1989 nt
Organism: Cantharellus anzutake
Lineage: Eukaryota; Fungi; Basidiomycota; Agaricomycetes; Cantharellales; Hydnaceae
Exons: 7
Coding region: 1-1989 (662 amino acids)
Biological process (GO): regulation of DNA-templated transcription
Cellular component (GO): nucleus
Molecular function (GO): DNA-binding transcription factor activity, RNA polymerase II-specific; zinc ion binding
Source: RefSeq, a predicted model, not a curated record